AUGCCAGCGACACACGCUGAGCCGGCCAUCACCAACGGCCACGAUGGUCACACCCACCUGCCGCCUGCCGCUGGGAAAAAGGGCAAGGCGAAAAAGGGCGUCGACUCAAAUGAAGCCUCACGGCUCUUGGCAGCUCGCAUUUCGCAGCUGGAGCAGGAUGCAGCGGGUGAGAAGGAUCAGGAGCUUGAGAUCGAGCGAGAAGUUAAGCGCGCAUUUCGUGAUCUCCAGCAGCAAACUUCCAAAAUGGACGACACGCUAAAGAUCGACCACGUUACAAAGCGGUGUAGCGAGCUGCUUGCCGAUACGCGGCGUCUGGAAAAGGAAAAUAUAAAGAUCAAAAAGCGCGCUGAUGCUCUGCAAAAAGAACGAGACGCAAAUCGCGCAGAGUUGAGCAAGACGGUAGGCUUGAAAGAGAAAUUGGAGAAGCUGUGUCGUGAGCUCCAGAGGGACAACAACAAGAUGAAGAAUGAAAACAAGGAGCUGCAAGCUGUUCAAAAGCGCAACACUCUGUCGUGGGACGAAAAAUACGCCAACUUGCUCGCGAAACUCGAAGGCUACCAGGAAGAUAAAGAUACCCCUCGCAAGCAAGUUGUAGAUAUGGAAAUGGAGGAGCUGUUCCGAGUCCGCUUCAAAUCGUUCAUUGAACAAUAUGAGCUGCGAGAACUGCAUUUCCACUCCCAAAUGCGCACCAAAGAGAUCGAGUUACAAUAUCACCUCUCCCGCUUCGACCGAGAUAAAAAGGCCAGCGAGGCCGAAUUGGCAAAGAUGCGCCAGCUGCAGACACAGGUUCAGACGCUAUCGAGAAGCGAGACGCAGCUUCGCACAGAGCUGAAUAUGUACAUGGACAAGCUUGGCGAGGCAUGUAAUGUAAAGGCAGCCCUUGACCAGCGAGACGACAUUGCCGCCCGGCAGCGCAAAGAGAUGCAAGACCAGUCGAAAAAGGCCAAGCGUUUAGAAAAGGAAAACGAGGCACUAAGACGUCAGAAGGAGGCCACAGCUGCCAACAUUAUUCGCAUGGCGGAAGAACGACAGGAUCUGAAGAUCAAAAUGGACGCUGCCGACAAAAAGACGGAGAAGCUUAUGAGCAUCAUCCAACAGAUGCAGCAUCAGGGCCGCAGAGUCCCGUCGGAAAUGGCGUCCACAGUAGAAAGCCACAAGACUCACGGGGAAUCGACUGCGCCUGGAGAGGAUAGCGACUAUUCGGAAGACGCCGAGGAAGAAGGCGAGGGAAGCGACCAGGACGACACAGAAGAGGAGUUGCCUCCAUCCCGACCGCAACCGCCGCAGCCCGGGCCUGCGACAAAUAAGGUACCAUACGGGCCGGAGCGCCCUCCCAUACCACCAGGCAGCGCCGCCAUCAACGGACACUAG
Messenger RNA from Akanthomyces muscarius, 1371 nucleotides. RefSeq lists its product as uncharacterized. The coding region runs from base 1 to 1371 and encodes 456 amino acids. Gene Ontology annotation, molecular function: syntaxin binding. NCBI's taxonomy places the organism in Eukaryota, Fungi, Ascomycota, Sordariomycetes, Hypocreales, Cordycipitaceae. The transcript has 5 exons. The record is from RefSeq and is a predicted model, not a curated record.